Molecule: messenger RNA, 6590 nt
Organism: Cyprinodon variegatus (sheepshead minnow)
Lineage: Eukaryota; Metazoa; Chordata; Actinopteri; Cyprinodontiformes; Cyprinodontidae
Product: CUB and sushi domain-containing protein 3-like
Exons: 43
Biological process (GO): regulation of dendrite development
Source: RefSeq, a predicted model, not a curated record
AUGGAUGUGGAAGUUGAGGGAAGUUUUAUCCAUACUUGUGGUGGCACACUAAAAGGAUGGAAUGGGACUAUAGAAAGCCCAGGAUUUCCUUAUGGAUAUCCAAAUGGAGCAAACUGUACCUGGGUGAUUGUUGCCGAGAAGGGGAACAGGAUUCAUAUAGUUUUUCAAUCUUUCGCCGUUGAGGAGGAAUAUGACUUUUUAUCUUUAUAUGACGGGCAUCCACAACCAGCUAACUUCAGAACGAGGUUAACAGGAUUCACCAUCCCUCCUCCUGUUACAAGUUCUGACUCGGUUUUUUCCUUGAGGCUUACCAGUGACUUUGCAGUAAGCGCUCAUGGAUUUAAGGCAGCUUAUGAAGAGUUGCGAAGCAGCUCAUGUGGAAACCCAGGAGUUCCACCCAAAGGCAUACGCAAUGGCACUCAGUUCAACAUUGGUGACAAGAUCCGCUACCGGUGUGUCACAGGCUACGUCCUGGAUGGGCAUUCACUCCUCACCUGUGUGACCAGUGCAGCUGGAGUGUCAGUAUGGGAUUUCCCAGUGCCAAUCUGCAGAGCGGAAGACACAUGCGGUGGCACCCUGAGGGGCUCCAGCGGGCUCAUCUCCAGCUUCGAUUUCCCCAGCAGUGACUCCCCUGGCACGGCCGGAGGUGCUGGUGCUGGAGGCCUGGGCAGCAGCAGGGAAUGUAAGUGGACCAUACUGGCAGAUCCAGGCGACACCAUCUCUCUGGUGUUCACAGAGUUUCAGAUGGAGGAGAAGUCGGAUUAUCUGGAAAUAGAAGGCUCUAAACAGCCAACCAUCUGGCUGACUGGAAAGACUAUUCCAGCUUCCAUCAUUAGCAACAAAAACUGGCUACGGCUGCACUUUGUAACAGAAAGCAACCACAGACAUAAAGGCUUCAGAGCUCAGUAUCAAGUGAAAAGCUCUGGAGAGCUUAAAUCCAGAGGGGUAAAAGUAUUACCAGGAAAGGACAACACUAACAAACUGUCUUUAAUGAAUGAAGGGGGGAUCAAACAGGUGUCUAAUUACUGUCCUGACCCAGGCGAGCCGGAGAAUGGCAAACGGAUUGGUUCUGACUUCAGCAUCGGAGCGACUGCUCAAUUUACCUGUGAUGACGAUCACGUGCUGCAGGGUUCCAAAACGAUUACCUGCCAGCGUGUAGCUGAAGUCUUCGCUGCUUGGAGCGACCACAGGCCAGUCUGCAAGGUGAAAACAUGUGGGUCGAAUCUGCAGGGGCCAUCUGGGACUUUUACGUCCCCCAAUUUCCCCAUUCAGUAUGAGAGUAACUCCCAGUGUGUGUGGAUCAUCACUGCCAGCGAUCCAAACAAGGUCAUACAAAUCAACUUUGAAGAGUUUGACUUAGAAAUUGGAUAUGAUUCACUAACCAUCGGAGAUGGAGGGGAAGUUGGAGACUCUAAAACAAUAAUUCAGAUACUGAGUGGGAGCUUUGUCCCUGACCUGAUUGUCAGCAUGUCCCAUCAGAUGUGGCUCCAUCUCCAGUCUGAUGAGAGUGUGGGCUCAAUAGGUUUCAAGAUCAACUACAAAGAAAUUGACAAGGAUAGUUGUGGUGACCCUGGCACGCCUCUAUACGGUUACAAAGAGGGCAGUGGGUUUUUAAACGGUGACGUCCUUCGCUUCAAAUGCCAGUUUGGAUUUGAGCUCAUCGGGGAGAGGAUGAUUACUUGCCAAAACAACAAUCAAUGGUCAGCUAACAUCCCCAUCUGCAUAUUUCCCUGUUUCUCCAACUUCACUGCACCCAUGGGGACAGUACUGUCUCCAGAUUACCCAGAAGGCUAUGGGAACAACCUAAACUGUGUGUGGCUGAUCAUCUCUGAACCUGGCUCAAGGAUUCACUUGGCCUUCAAUGACUUUGACCUGGAACCUCCCUACGACUUCCUCACUGUCAGAGAUGGGGAUCAGUCAGAAGCAACAAUGCUGGGACGUUUUUCAGGUGCUGAAGUACCUUCACAUCUCACCUCCAACAGCAACAUUUUGCAACUGGAGUUUCAGGCUGACCAUUCGAUGUCUGGAAGAGGCUUUAACAUCACCUACAGCACUUUUGGGCAAAAUGAGUGUCCUGAUCCUGGCAUACCUCUGAAUGGAAGGCGUUUUGGGGACAAUUUCCAACUGGGUAACUCCAUCUCUGUGGUUUGUGAGGAGGGUUUCAUCAAAACACAGGGAGCUGACACCAUCUCAUGCCAUUUAGAGGAUGGGAACGUGAUGUGGAGUGGGCCCAUUCCCAAAUGUGAAGCUCCUUGUGGGGGGCACUACUCAGGGCCAUCUGGUCUCAUUCUCUCCCCUGGGUGGCCCGGCUACUACAAAGACUCCCUUAGCUGUGAGUGGGUUAUUGAGGCCGAGGCCGGACGCUCCAUCAAGAUUAGCUUUGAAAGGUUUCAAACAGAGCUCAGUUAUGAUUUUCUGGAAGUGCACGAUGGCCCCAACCUGCUUUCCCCUCUGAUUGGCUCGUAUAACGGAACCCAGGUCCCUCAAUUCCUGUUUAGUAGCAGUAACUUUCUAUAUCUGCUUUUUACGACUGACAACAGCCGAUCAAAUAGUGGCUUCAAGAUCUUCUAUGAAGCGGUCACAUUGGAUACAUACUCCUGCAUGGAUCCUGGAAUCCCAGUGAACGGUUUGCGGCUAAGCCAUGAUCUGUCCAUUGGCUCCAUCGUGUCCUUCCAGUGUGACCCUGGAUAUAGACUGAGCCACGAAGAACCACUUGUUUGUGAGAAAAACCACUUCUGGAGCCAUUCGCUGCCCACUUGUGAUGCAUCAUGUGGUGGGGAUAUCAGGGGACCUGCUGGGAUAAUCCUGUCACCGGGCUAUCCAGAACUCUAUCCUAACUCCCUUAACUGCACAUGGACUGUUGAAGUCAGCCAUGGAAAAGGUGUCCAGUUCACUUUUCACUCCUUCCACCUGGAGGAUCACCAUGACUACCUUCUGAUAACAGAAAAUGGCAGCUUCGCUCAGCCUCUGGCUCGACUCACUGGCUCAGAAAGACCUGCACCAGUUAAUGCCGGCCUGUAUGGGAACUUCAAGGCCCAGCUACGCUUCAUUUCUGACUUCUCCAUAUCUCUGCAGGGAUUCAACAUCUCCUUCUCAGAAUAUAAUCUUGAGCCUUGUCAGGAUCCUGGAAGUCCUCAGUUUGGCUGGCACACAGGCUCCAGAUUUGGCAUCGGUGACUCGCUGUUGUUCUACUGCAACACAGGCUAUCGUCUACAGGGGGCAAAAGAGAUUGUGUGCUUGGGAGGCGGCCGCCACAUGUGGAGCGCCCCGCUCCCAAGGUGUGUGGCGGAGUGUGGAUCAACCGUCUCCAACAAUGAGGGUGUUCUUUUGUCACCUAACUAUCCAAUGAACUACGACAACAGCCAUGAAUGCGUGUACAGCAUUCAGGUCCAAACCGGAAAAGGCAUCAACAUCACUGCCAGCACCUUUCAGCUCGCACAGGGUGACAUCGUUAAGCUGUACGAUGGUAAGGAUGGGACAGCUCCUCUCCUUGGGACAUACACAGGCACACUGAUGCAAGGCCUUUCCCUCACCAGCACAUCUAACUACUUGUGGCUUGAAUUCAACUCAGACCAUGAGUCGACAGCAGCGGGGUUCCGCCUCAUAUACCACAGUUUUGAGCUUUCACACUGUGAUGAUCCAGGAGUGCCUCAGUUUGGCUUCAAAAUUAGUGACCACGGUCAUUUUGCAGGAAGUGACAUAUCAUUUGGCUGUGAACAAGGAUACACUCUGCAUGGUAGUGCAACACUCAAAUGCAUGACUGGAGAGAGACGAGCAUGGGACAACAACCUCCCAUCAUGCAUAGCGGAGUGUGGGGGUAGUUUUAAGGAUGAGGCUACAGGUCGGAUCCUGUCUCCAGGGUAUCCCUUUCCAUAUGACAAUAACCUAAGAUGCACCUGGACAAUCGAAGUCAACACUGGUAACAUUGUCAGUCUCCAGUUUCUUGCAUUCGACACAGAGGCAUCUCAUGACAUCCUGAAAGUAUGGGAUGGACCUCCUGAGAAUGAGAUGUCUCUGAAGGAGGUCAGUGGAUCACUGCUGCCUGAGGGAAUCCACUCCACUCUCAACAUUGUUACCAUUCAGUUUGAGACCGACUUUUACAUCACCAAGUCUGGUUUCGCCAUUGACUUCUCAAGUUCACUUGCAACAGCCUGCAGAGAUCCAGGUAUUCCCAUGAAUGGCAGUCGCAAUGGAGAGGGGCGAGAGCCUGGCGACUCUGUGACCUUCUCUUGUGAUCCGGGAUAUGAAUUGCAGGGAGAGAGCAGAAUCACCUGCAUCCAAGUGGAAAAUAGAUACUACUGGCAACCCAGCCCUCCAAGCUGCAUCGCUCCAUGUGGAGGGAAUGUGACGGGGUCCUCUGGGUUCAUCCUGUCCCCUAACUACCCACACCCGUACCCACACAGCAAAGACUGUGACUGGCUAAUUGCAGUUCACUCCGACUAUGUCAUUUCUCUGGCUUUUAUAAGCUUUAGCAUUGAACCCAACUAUGACUUCCUGUACAUAUAUGAUGGGCCUGAUAGCACUGCUCACCUGAUUGGCAGUUUCCAAGACAGUAAACUUCCAGAGAAGAUUGAAAGCACUUCCAAUUUCAUGUACUUGGCAUUUCGAAGCGAUGGCACUGUGAGCUACACUGGCUUUCAUAUGGAAUACAAAGCAAAACUACGGGAGGCCUGUUUUGAUCCCGGGAAUGUAAUGAACGGCACUAGAAUGGGUACAGACUACAAGCUGGGAUCCAUGGUGACAUUUCAUUGUGAGGCUGGCUACCUCCUUCAGGGCCACUCUACACUCACAUGUGUCAUGGGCAACAGCAAGAGACCAGAAUGGGACAGAGCCAAACCUACCUGUCAAGCUCCCUGCGGAGGUCACUUUACUGGUUUAGAGGGGACCGUUCUGUCCCCAAACUACCCACAUAAUUACACCAGAGGUCAGAGCUGUGUCUAUGACAUCUUUGUCCCUGGAGACUUCGUGCUCUUUGGGCAGUUUGUCGUGUUCCAGACUUUGCCCACUGAUGUGGUCGAAAUCUAUGAUGGACCUUCAACAGAUUCAUCCCUUCUCACCUCCAUAUAUGGAUCUCACUCAGGGGAGACACUCCCUUUAAGUUCAGGAAACAAGAUAACCCUCAAGUUUACUGCGAAUGGAACAGACACGGCGAAAGGAUUUCAUUUUGUUUACCAAGCUGUACCUCGGACAAGCGCCACUCAAUGUAGCUCAGUCCCUGAGCCUCGUUUUGGGAAGCGGAUAGGGAAUGACUUUGGCAUCGGAAUGGUGGUGCUCUUUGAAUGCAGCCCAGGCUACACACUGCACGGCUCCAAUGCCAUCAGGUGCGAGGCCGUGCCCAAUGCCCUGGCCCAGUGGAAUGGCACUGUGCCUACGUGUGUUGUUCCCUGUGGUGGAGUGUUAACUGAACGUCGAGGCACCAUCCUCUCUCCUGGAUACCCUGAGACAUACUCAAAUUAUCUGAACUGUGCUUGGAGAAUAUCUGUUCCUGAGGGGGCAGGUAUACAGAUUCAGGUUGUGACCUUUGCCACUGAACAUAACUGGGAUUCAUUGGACUUUUUUGAUGGCGUAGAUGGCAACGCUCCAAGGCUUGGGAGCUACUCGGGUACAACAAUCCCCCAAUUGCUGAACAGUACAUCCAACAACCUGUACUUGACCUUCCAGUCUGACAUCAGCGUGUCUGCUGCUGGUUUCCACUUGGAGUACACAGCAAUAGGUUUGGAUUCGUGCCCAGAGCCGGCACCUCCAAGUAACGGCCAAAAGGUGGGGGAUCGCUACACCGUGGGUGACAUGGUCUCCUUCCAGUGCGAUCAAGGCUUUUCUUUGCAGGGUAAUGCAUAUAUUACCUGCAUGCCCGGUCCCGUCAGGAGAUGGAAUUACCCCGUACCUUUGUGUAUUGCCCAGUGUGGAGGCUCCAUGACAGACUUCAGCGGCGUCAUCCUCAGCCCAGGCUUCCCAGGGAAUUACCAGAGCAGCCUGGACUGCACCUGGAGAGUUCAACUCCCCAUUGGCUUCGGGAUCCAUCUGCAGUUUCUGAACUUCUCCACAGAGCCUGUUCAUGACUAUUUGGAGGUGCGCAGUGGGACCCUUGAGACGGGAACAUUGAUAGAUCGUUUCAGCGGCCCAGUGGUGCCUAAUUCUCUCUUUAGCACCACACAUGAGACCACACUCUUCUUCCACAGUGACUAUUCCCAGAACAAGCCUGGUUUCCACAUUGUCUACCAGGCAUAUGAGCUGCAGAGAUGUCCAGAUCCCCGGCCUUUUCGUAAUGGCUUGGUGAUUGGUCAAGACUACAGUGUGGGGAUGACCAUUUCUUUUGAGUGUCUCCAGGGAUACACUCUUAUUGGAGAGGCCUCCCUCACAUGUUUGCAUGGAGUAAGCAGAAACUGGAAUCAUCCCAUCCCUAAAUGUGAUGCUCUCUGUGGUGGAAACAUAACAUCCAUGAAUGGUACAAUUUACUCCCCUGGACACCCCGCUGAGUACCCACACUUCCAGGACUGCAUGUGGAGUGUCAGAGUACCUCCAGGCUACGGCAUCUACAUAAAUUUCUCUGUCAUCAAUACUGAACCCAUCUACGACUACAUCACUGUUUG